Molecule: messenger RNA, 1165 nt
Organism: Phragmites australis (common reed)
Lineage: Eukaryota; Viridiplantae; Streptophyta; Magnoliopsida; Poales; Poaceae
Product: CASP-like protein 1U1
Exons: 2
Coding region: 104-625 (173 amino acids)
Source: RefSeq, a predicted model, not a curated record
GCAUGCAGACCUUACCGCCAUUACAAGCAUCUGGACCCAGUUUAUAUAGCUUGCAUAUAUACGACAUUGGCGCCCUUGUUCUCAUUGCCUUCUCUGCUGAUCGAUGGCCGAGGGUAAGGCAGUGAGCCUCGUCUUCCGCAUCGCCGCGGUCGUGCUGUCCGUGGCGGCCGCCGUCGUGAUGGGCACCGCGAGCCAGUUGAUCGUCGUCGGUGGCGGCCGCGGAUCAUCGUCGAGCUACGUGGUCUCUUACAGCCAUUACAACGCGCUCGUGUACUUCGUGGCGGCCGGCGCGAUCUCGGCCGUCUGCUCGGCGCUGGCGCUGUACACGUCCGCCGUGCGCGAGGCCACCAUCGGCUCGCUGCCGCUGGUGCCCCUCCUCGACGCCAUCGCCCAGGCCUUACUCUUCUCGGCGGCCGGCGCUGCCUUCGCCGCGCGCGGCGUGGUUGGCGUCGCGGCUGGCCCGUGGGGAAGCCCAGGAAGCGUGUGCGACGCAGCUGGCGCGUUCUGCGGCAGGGUGAGCACCGCGGCGGCCAUCGGCGUGUUCGCGGCCGCGGCCGUGGCCGUCGCGGCGCUGACCUCCAAGGACGCUCGCCGCAGCUCGGGAAGCUGCUGUGACUUGGGAUGAUAAGCACGCGCGUAAGGCUGCUGCGCGCCAUUAUAUUGCUCGCACGUUUUUCAGCUGGUGCUGCGUUUCUUGCUGUGUUCAUGCCGGCUCUUUAGUUUGUACGUUAGCUGCUUAUCUGGGAUCGUCUAUAGACUUUGAAGUGUGAAUAGUGAGGUACUGAGAGUUGUCGCAAUUGUACGUAUGUGGUUUAUCCGAUUAAUUCAGGAACGGCAAGACAUAUAUACAUGUUCAAUAUCGACGUUGUCAGUUGUUACUGUAGCGUGCCUGUAAAACAUCGAUCUGGGGUUGAGAUCAGACUAUGAAAAGGUCAAAAAAUUCUCAUCAUUUUAAACUUUUGGAUGAACUGGCUGCACCAUGCAUGCGUAUGAUGUGUCGAGCAACUGAGGCAGCGUUUGGACAACAGAAGCUCGAACGUUCACGAGCCUCUUGGGCUUGGGCCCCCAGUGAAAUUCCGUCUAGUAAAAGGCCGCGGUCCACCUACAGGCCCAAUAAAAGAUGGAGCUCUUCCUUCUAUGUCUCGUCUUCCAAAACAUGACAGGA